AUGCCCAGUUCUAGUUCUGGCACUCCCUUGGCAUGCCCUGGCUGCAGGCCUGCCUCCAUCGCAACCCUUUUUCGAUCCAUCUCCAAUGGUAUCGAUUGGGGCGUCGCCGCGGAGAGCCUUGCAACCAUUGACCCUUUCUGGUCACUUCUGUUCUAUUUUUACAUAGCUUUCAUAAGCUUUGCUGUAUUAAAUGUCAUGACGGGGGUGUUCUGUAAUUCGGCAAUAAAAGCAGCUGAGCGCGAUCACGAGAUGGUCAUUCAUUCACUGCUGCAGAGUCGCAAGGAAUUCAAAGAGUUGGUGUCCAAUCUUUUCCAAAGGAUCGACGACUUGGGGCUUGGAAUGAUCACGAUCUCUGAAUUUGAGCGACACUUCAACGACGAAGCUGUCAGGGCCUUUUUUGAGUCGUUGGAGAUGGGGGCGGUCGAUGCCUGGACGUUGUUCGCCAGUCUGGAUGCCGAUGGCGACAACGUGAUCAGCUUGCGGGAUUUCACAGAGCGAUGCAUUCAACUGCACGGUCCUGCCAGAUCUGUGGAUUUGUACGCAUUGACGCAGCAAAAUGUCAAACUUCGACAGCAUUUACAAGCCAUUGAAGAUCUCCAGCUUGAACUGGAUCGACAUGUCCGUUCAGGGCGUGGGACCCGUGAGGACGCUGCAGGCUCGCGACAAAGAGACCAGCAGGAGAUGCUGCCAUCUCAGCCGUUUGUGUCGGAAAAGCGAGAAUCCGAAGGGACACAUUGCCGAGUCUGA
Messenger RNA from Symbiodinium pilosum, 747 nucleotides. The record is from the annotation of a GenBank genome assembly. Lineage: Eukaryota; Dinophyceae; Suessiales; Symbiodiniaceae.